Molecule: messenger RNA, 1386 nt
Organism: Limanda limanda (common dab)
Lineage: Eukaryota; Metazoa; Chordata; Actinopteri; Pleuronectiformes; Pleuronectidae
Product: olfactory receptor 11A1-like
Exons: 2
Coding region: 13-1386 (457 amino acids)
Biological process (GO): G protein-coupled receptor signaling pathway
Cellular component (GO): membrane
Molecular function (GO): olfactory receptor activity; G protein-coupled receptor activity
Source: RefSeq, a predicted model, not a curated record
UUCAGAAGCCUGAUGGAUCAUGAAGUCAAUGUAACGUAUAUAACUUUCGAUGGACAUGUGGAAGUGCAGAAAUACAGAUAUGUGUAUUUUGUGGUCAUGGUUACAUUAUAUAUUAUAAUAAUCUGCUGGAAUUCCACCAUUGUUUAUCUUAUUGUGAUUCAUGAAAACCUCCAUGAGCCGAUGUACAUCUUCAUUGCAGCUUUGUUAAUCAACUCUAUACUUUACAGCACAACAAUCUACCCCAAGCUUUUGAUCGACUUCUUAUCUGAAGAACAGAUCACGACUUUCCCACGAUGUCUCUUUCAAUGUGCUGUGUAUUACACUCUGACCACUUCAGAGUUUCUAUUGUUGUCUGCCAUGGCUUAUGACAGAUAUGUGUCCAUAUGUAAACCUCUGCAAUAUCCAACCAUCAUGAGGAAGACAACUGUAAAAGUCUUUCUCUUCACAGCUUGGUUUGUUCCUGUUUGUGAACUUGGAGUAUCAGUUGUAUUGUAUAUGAAUGUAAAGAUCUGUCACAACAGUCUGAAAGGCAUCUUCUGCAACACGUCCAUUUUCACACUUCAAUGUGUGCCCUCAGUGGCUCUGUCCAUUUAUGGCGUGUUUCUGUUGCUGAAUAUUUGUUUUCUCCCGAUGCUCUUCAUACUUUUUACUUACAUUAGGAUACUCAUCGUAACUUACAGAAGGUUUAAAACAACGAGGACAAAAGCUCUACAGACCUGUUUACCUCACCUGCUGGUUCUUAUCAACCUUUCCUGUUUUGUUGCGUAUGACGUCAUUGUAGUUCGACUGGAAUCAGAUAUACCGAAACUUGCCCGUUUAAUAUUGACAUUAAAAAUAAUGGUGUAUCAUCCUCUUCUUAAUCCAUUCAUAUACGGACUGAAAAUGAAAAAAAUCUCCAAACACCUCAAACAUUUGUGGUUCCAGGUUGAAUCACUUGUAUUGAUUCAGUUCCUAAAGCAGGGUGAUGACGGCCCUCCCACCAUCAUCCCCAUACCUAAGAAACCAUCCAUCACCUGUUUCAAUGACUACCGCCCUGUAGCACUGACCUCCACCAUCAUGAAGUGCUUCGAGCAGCUGGUCAAAACCCACAUCUGCUCGACCCUUCCGAACACCCUUGACCCCCUGCAGUUUGCAUACCGUACAAACAGGUCCAGGGAUGAUGCUAUCGCCCUCACAACACACCCCACCCUCUCCCACCUGGAGAAGGGUAACACAUAUGUGAGGAUGCUGUUCGUGGAUUACAGCUCAGCGUUCAACACGAUUGUGCCUGCCAAGCUCGUCCCUAAACUCAGGAGCCUGGGUCUUAAAACCCCCCUGUGUGAGUGGAUCUUGGACUUCCUGACGAGCAGACCCCAAAGAAGUUUGGCAUGUCUGCAAAAACUUUAA